Messenger RNA from Marasmius oreades (fairy-ring Marasmius), 588 nucleotides. RefSeq lists its product as uncharacterized. The transcript has 2 exons. Gene Ontology annotation, cellular component: mitochondrial inner membrane. NCBI's taxonomy places the organism in Eukaryota, Fungi, Basidiomycota, Agaricomycetes, Agaricales, Marasmiaceae. The record is from RefSeq and is a predicted model, not a curated record. Bases 1 to 588 code for a protein of 195 amino acids. Gene Ontology annotation, biological process: mitochondrial respiratory chain complex IV assembly.
AUGGAGGGUUGGACCGGGAAAUAUGUUGACCCAAAGAAGGCAGCAAAUAGCUGGAGGCCUAAGUCUGGUUCAAUGUCGCCCGGCUUACGCCGCGCUCGUCAACCAUUUCUCGUAAAGAACACAAUCACCGGUAUCCUCUUAGGGGCCUUUGCAGUCGGUGUUUAUGCCUACUCUAUCAGAGCUGUGAAGCAGGAUGACUUUGAUGAUAUCGAUGAAGAAGUCAAAGCGAAACCAGAGAAAGAACGGCAGGAGAGAGAGGGAGAUAGGAUAAUGCAGGGUGUACUCAGUCUGGACGAGGAAAAAGAAGUUAUGAACAAGGCCGCUGCUUUUGUCGUCAAUCGUGCGCGAGCUGGAACUUCAACCGGUGCAAGCCACACCACAUUGGGGGAUGUUGAUAUCGCGCGUUCAAUAGUGGACGAGAUUGUUACUGAACAUGUAACGGCCACAACGACGCGAUAUCCAGGAUUAUUGGUGGGCUCGACGUUGGACACACGCUUCCCAUGGCUUCUUGAUCCAAUUGGGAAGACAUUGGUAUGGGGAGCCCCGCCCAUAGAUCACCUGGGCAGAGUGUGGCAGCGAAGGUCGUGA